AUGUUCAGAACAGGCUUAGGGGGGCCAGGAGUCCUUUCUUCUUAUUCACGCAAUCUUUGUCUGCGUAGAAGUAUCUCGUUAAAACCAAAUUUCAGCAGAUUUAAGCUCAUCCCGCCUCCAGCUGGGGGAGUACAGGGCGAUGUAAAUGAGGCAUUCAAACCACCCGCUGCUAAUUAUUUGGAGGGUUCCUAUCACUGGUACUACGAGCGUAUAACUUCUGUUGCUUUAAUCCCAAUGUUUGCAAUUGUGCCGUUUUAUGGAGCUUUGACGGGAACAUUGGUGGGUUUUCCUAUACUAGAUGCCGUUCUCUGCAGUACUAUUUUAAUCCAUGGGCACUUGGGUCUAACUAGCUGUAUUAUAGACUACAUUCCAAAGAGAAAGUUUGGAAUCUGGCAUAAUAUUGCAAGGGCCAUGUUAUUGGCAGGGUCCGUUGUAGGCUUAUGUGGUAUUUAUGAAUUGGAAACAAAUGAUAAUGGUUUGACUGACCUGGUUUUAAAACUAUGGAAUGGAAAGAAUAGCGAAGACGCUAAUUACCGUUAUUAA
Molecule: messenger RNA, 543 nt
Organism: Eremothecium sinecaudum
Lineage: Eukaryota; Fungi; Ascomycota; Saccharomycetes; Saccharomycetales; Saccharomycetaceae
Gene: TIM18
Product: Tim18p
Exons: 1
Coding region: 1-543 (180 amino acids)
Biological process (GO): protein insertion into mitochondrial inner membrane
Cellular component (GO): membrane; mitochondrial envelope; TIM22 mitochondrial import inner membrane insertion complex
Molecular function (GO): transmembrane protein transporter activity
Source: RefSeq, a predicted model, not a curated record